This is a messenger RNA of Arvicola amphibius (Eurasian water vole), 1761 nucleotides long. RefSeq names its product scavenger receptor cysteine rich family member with 4 domains (gene Ssc4d). The coding region runs from base 1 to 1761 and encodes 586 amino acids. The transcript has 10 exons. NCBI's taxonomy places the organism in Eukaryota, Metazoa, Chordata, Mammalia, Rodentia, Cricetidae. The record is from RefSeq and is a predicted model, not a curated record. Gene Ontology annotation, cellular component: membrane.
AUGGGACCCUCUGAAGAGCCAUUCACUGGCUGGACGCACAAGGAAACAGAGAUGCAAAUGGGUCCCCAGCCUGAGGAGUGGAGCCGGGGAUGGAAGCCUGGGGAUGGGGGUGCAGCCCCUUUGCCCCUCCCCCCAGCACUGUCCUUGCUUCUUCUCUUCCCACUGGCCAGUGCCCUCCAGCCAACUCCGCUGCCCUUUCCAGAACUGAGGUUGGUAGGGGGCCCAAGCCGCUGCCGAGGGCGCCUGGAGGUCAUGCACAGCGGUUCCUGGGGCAGUGUUUGCGAUGAUGAUUGGGACGUUGUGGAUGCCAACGUGGUGUGUCGUCAGCUGGGCUGUGGCCUGGCCCUGCCAGUGCCGCGGCCCCUCGCCUUUGGCCAAGGCCGAGGUCCCAUUUUCUUGGAUAACGUGGAGUGCCGGGGGCAGGAAGCUUCUCUGAGCGAGUGUGGCAGCAGGGGCUGGGGUGUCCACAACUGCUUCCACUAUGAAGAUGUGGCCGUCCUGUGUGAUGAAUUCUUGCACACACAGCCCCCAACAAGGAAGGUGCUGACCAGUGUAGCACCCGCUACAACCCUCCAAAAUGGGAAAGGUGAGGGCAGCGUGCGCCUGGUGGGCGGCGCCGGCCCGUGUCAAGGCCGGGUGGAGAUCCUGCACGGUGGUCUGUGGGGAACCGUCUGCGACGAUGACUGGGGGUUGCCCGAUGCUGCUGUUGUGUGCCGCCAACUGGGCUGUGGGACCGCCUUGGCCGCCACCACUAAUGCCUUUUUCGGCUAUGGCACCGGGCAUAUCUUGUUGGACAAUGUUCACUGCGAAGGUGGCGAGCCCCGCCUGGCAGCCUGCCAGAGCCUCGGCUGGGGCGUACACAACUGUGGACACCACGAAGACGCGGGGGCGCUCUGUGCAGCUCUGGGUCCUCCGACUUUCACUGCAGCGCCUUCCUUGGCCACGAAAGAAGACUGGGCAUGGCGCACUGAGCCAGCAGCUACAGGAGUUGGUGCCCUGCCUUCCAGGGAUACCAUGCGGUUCAGCACGGCAGCCUGGGCCUCGGGGAAGAAGAGCGGCAGGCUGCGGCUGGUAGGCGGCCCGAGCCCGUGCCGCGGCCGCGUGGAGGUGCUGUACGCCGGGGGUUGGGGCACCGUGUGCGAUGAUGACUGGGACUUCGCGGACGCGCGCGUGGCCUGCCGCGAGGCGGGGUGCGGGCCCGCGCUCGGAGCCACGGGCCUUGGCCAUUUCGGCUAUGGCCGAGGCCCCGUGCUGUUGGACAACGUAGGCUGCACCGGGACCGAGGCCCGCCUCAGCGACUGCUUCCACCUGGGCUGGGGACAGCACAACUGCGGCCAUCACGAAGACGCCGGAGCCCUGUGCGCAGGCCCAGAGGAGCUGGGACUCCAAGUCCAGCAGGAUGGUUCUGAGACCACCCGAAUGCCCAGUCCUCGGCCCAGAGAUGGGCACCUCCGCCUGGCUAGUGGAAGCCACCGAUGUGAGGGGCGGGUAGAGCUCUUCCUAGGACAGCAGUGGGGCACUGUCUGCGAUGAUGCCUGGGACCUACGGGCAGCCAUUGUCCUGUGCCGUCAGCUGGGAUGUGGCCAGGCUCUGGCAGCCCCCGGCGAGGCCCACUUUGGCCCAGGCAGAGGCCCCAUCCUCUUGGACAAUGUCAAAUGCCGAGGAGAUGAGAGCACCUUGCUACUCUGCUCUCAUAUCCGCUGGGAUGUCCACAACUGUGACCACAGCGAGGACGCCAGUGUCCUGUGCCAGCCAUUGUGA